UGCAGCCCUGUCACACUCAUCAUGGCCUCUGCUGGGCUGCAGAUCCUGGGAGUUGUCCUGACUCUGCUGGGCUGGGUGAAUGCCCUGGUGUCCUGCGCCCUGCCCAUGUGGAAGGUGACCGCUUUCAUCGGCAACAGCAUUGUGGUGGCCCAGGUGGUGUGGGAGGGGCUGUGGAUGUCCUGCGUGGUGCAGAGCACUGGCCAGAUGCAGUGCAAGGUGUACGACUCGCUGCUGGCGCUGCCCCAGGACCUGCAGGCCGCCCGUGCCCUCUGUGUCAUCGCCCUCCUUGUGGCCCUGCUCGGCCUGCUGGUCUACCUUGCUGGGGCCAAGUGUACCAACUGCGUAGAGGACAAGGAUUCCAAGGCCCGCCUGGUGCUCACCUCUGGGAUCAUCUUUGUCAUCUCAGGGGUCCUGAUCCUGGUACCCAUCUGCUGGACAGCCAAUGCCAUCAUCCAGGACUUCUACAAUCCCCUGGUGGCUGAUGCCCAAAAGCGGGAGCUGGGGGCCUCCCUCUACCUGGGCUGGGCAGCCUCAGGCCUUUUGUUCCUGGGUGGGGGGCUGCUGUGCUGCACUUGCCCCUCAGGGGGGUCCCGGGGCCCCAGCCAUUACAUGGCUCGCUACUCGGCAUCUGCCCCUGCCGCCUCUCGCGGGCCCUCCGAGUACCCCACCAAGAAUUAUGUCUGAUGUGGGUAGGAGAAUGAAGGCUCCAGUGGAGCCUUCACCCCUGAGCUGGGACCAUCAAAAGAUGGUGACGCCCAGCAGCUUUGGGGUAGGUUCUUAUCUUCUGUUUCUGCUUUUUGCUGUUUUUAUUUUGGGGGGGUAUUUUUAAAAUACAUUUGGUAACUGAACCAAGAAGAUGACUC
Messenger RNA from Lemur catta (Ring-tailed lemur), 863 nucleotides. It is a transcript of the gene CLDN6, whose product is annotated as claudin 6. The transcript has a single exon. NCBI's taxonomy places the organism in Eukaryota, Metazoa, Chordata, Mammalia, Primates, Lemuridae. The record is from RefSeq and is a predicted model, not a curated record. The coding region runs from base 22 to 684 and encodes 220 amino acids. Gene Ontology annotation, cellular component: bicellular tight junction; plasma membrane. Gene Ontology annotation, molecular function: structural molecule activity. Gene Ontology annotation, biological process: bicellular tight junction assembly; cell adhesion.